Molecule: messenger RNA, 1083 nt
Organism: Kluyveromyces lactis
Lineage: Eukaryota; Fungi; Ascomycota; Saccharomycetes; Saccharomycetales; Saccharomycetaceae
Gene: QCR2
Product: ubiquinol--cytochrome-c reductase subunit 2
Exons: 1
Coding region: 1-1083 (360 amino acids)
Cellular component (GO): mitochondrion
Molecular function (GO): metal ion binding
Source: RefSeq, a predicted model, not a curated record
AUGUUGUCCAGUAGAUUACAAUUUGCCCAGCAAACUGCUAGAAAAUUCAGUAUUUCCGCUAAAGACGGUUCCGGUAAACUAUCCACUUUGGCUGUUAAGGUUCACGGUGGUUCUCGUUACGCCGACAAAGAAGGUAUUGCCCACCUUUUGUCCAGAUUCAACUUCCAUAACACCGGUAACAAGUCUGCUUUGAGAUUGGUUAGAGAAAGUGAAUUGUUGGGUGGUAAGUUCGAAUCCAGUGUUGACAGAGAAUACAUCACUUUGAAGGCUACUUUCUUGAAGGAAGAUCUUCCAUACUUCGUUAACGCUUUGGGUAACGUUUUGUACAAGACCAGUUUCAGACCCCACGAAUUACCAGAAUCUGUCUUGCCAGCUGCUAAGUACGACAUUUCCGUUUCUGAAACUAACCCAAUCAACAAGGCCGAAGACUUACUUUACAAUGUCUCUUUCAGAAAGGACUUAGGUAACACAGUUCUAUACAGAGGUGUCGAGAAGGUCACCUUGGAUGAUAUCAAGGCUUAUGCCAACAAGGUCUACACCAAGGAAAACAUUGAAAUUGUUGGUCAAGGUGUCAACGAAGCUGACUUGAAGAGAUUUGUCAACGACUCUUUGAUUGGUUCUUUACCAACUGGCUCCAAGUUGGCUGCUCAAGCUCAACCAAAGUUCUUCUCCGGUGAAGCCAGAUUAAGUGCUCCAGGUGCCUCCGUUGCCGCUAUCGCUGUUCCAGUUACUAAGGAACAGUUCGCUACCUACGAAGUCUUGGCUAAGUACCUAACCUCUGCUUUGUCCGAAUUGUCUCCAUUAAUUGACUCAGCUAAGUUAGACAAGUACGCUAAUGCCGGCUUGUUCUCUUUAUACGUCAAGGGUGAGGAUGCUUCUGUCGUUGCUGAAAACAUAAAGAAGGUCGUUGAUACCUUGAAGAAGGAUGUCGACAUUUCAGCUGCUAAGGAAUACACUGCCUUGCAAUUAUCUUUGGAAAACGCUCCAAUCGAUGUCUCUAAUGUCAAGAAUGUCAAGUUGGACAAAUUCUCUUACGCCGCUGUAGGUAACGUCGCUAAGCUACCUUUCGCUGAUGAAUUGUAA